Condylura cristata (star-nosed mole) is the source of this 1764-nucleotide messenger RNA. RefSeq names its product junctophilin 2 (gene JPH2). The coding region runs from base 25 to 1764 and encodes 579 amino acids. Gene Ontology annotation, cellular component: sarcoplasmic reticulum; plasma membrane; endoplasmic reticulum membrane. The record is from RefSeq and is a predicted model, not a curated record. Lineage: Eukaryota; Metazoa; Chordata; Mammalia; Eulipotyphla; Talpidae. The transcript has 6 exons.
GCCGUCGGGGUCGCCUGCGAUGACAUGAGCGGAGGCCGCUUUGACUUUGACGAUGGCGGGGCCUACUGCGGGGGCUGGGAGGCGGGCAAGGCCCACGGGCACGGACUGUGCACCGGCCCCAAGGGCCAGGGCGAAUACUCGGGCUCCUGGAACUUCGGCUUUGAAGUGGCGGGUGUCUACACCUGGCCCAGCGGCAACACCUUCGAGGGCUACUGGAGCCAGGGCAAGCGGCACGGGCUGGGCAUAGAGACCAAGGGACGCUGGCUGUACAAGGGCGAGUGGACGCACGGCUUCAAGGGCCGCUACGGCACCCGGCAGAGCAGCAGCAGCGGCGCCCAGUACGAGGGCACUUGGAGCAGCGGCUUGCAGGACGGGUAUGGCACUGAGACCUACGCGGAUGGAGGGACGUACCAAGGCCAGUUCACCAACGGCAUGCGCCACGGCUACGGCGUGCGCCAGAGCGUGCCCUACGGGAUGGCCGUGGUGGUGCGCUCGCCGCUGCGCACGUCGCUCUCGUCCCUGCGCAGCGAGCACAGCAACGGCACGGUGGCCCCGGACUCGCAGGCCUCGCCCACCGCGCCGACCGCCGACGGCCCGACGCUGCCCUCGCCCGCCAUCCCGCGCGGCGGCUUCGCGCUCAGCCUCCUGGCCAACGCCGACGCCGCGGCGCGCGCCAGCAAGGGCGGCGGCCUGUUCCAGCGGGGCGCGCUGCUGGGCAAGCUGCGGCGCAGCGAGUCGCGCGCGUCUCUGGGCAGCCAGCGCAGCCGCGUGAGCUUCCUCAAGAGCGACCUCAGCUCCGGCGCCAGCGACAACGCCUCCACCGCCAGCCUGGGCGAGGGCGCCGAGGGGGCGGACGAGGCAGCGCCCUUCGAGGCCGACAUCGACGCCACCACCACCGAGACCUACAUGGGCGAGUGGAAGAACGACAAGCGCUCGGGCUUCGGCGUGAGCGAGCGCUCCAGCGGCCUCCGCUACGAGGGCGAGUGGCUGGACAACCUGCGCCACGGCUACGGCUGCACCACGCUGCCCGACGGCCGCCGUGAGGAGGGCAAGUACCGCCACAACGUGCUGGUCAAGGGCACCAAGCGCCGCGUGCUGCCGCUCAAGAGCAGCAAGGUCCGCCAGAAGGUGGAGCACAGCGUGGAGGGGGCCCAGCGGGCCGCCGCCAUCGCGCGCCAGAAGGCCGAGAUCGCUGCCUCCAGGACAAGCCACGCCAAGGCCAAAGCUGAAGCAGCAGAACAGGCUGCUCUGGCUGCCAACCACGAGUCCAACAUUGCCAGAACUUUGGCCAGGGAGCUGGCUCCAGACUUCUACCAGCCAGGUCCCGAGUACCAGAAGCGCCGGCUGCUCCAGGAGAUCCUGGAGAACUCGGAGAGCCUCCUGGCGCCCCCAGACCGCGUCCCCGGCCCCGCGGACCUUCCCCGGCGGCCCCGCGAGAGCCCGCAGCUCCACGAGCACGAGACCCCGCGGCCCGAGGAGGGCACCCCACCCCCCACGCUCCGAGCCCCCGAGCCUCGGCCCGAAAGCCCCGCCAAGCUGCAGCCCAAGCCCAUCGUCCCCAAAGCCGAGCCCGAGGCCAAGGCCCGCAAGACCGAGGCCCGAGGCCUGACCAAGGCGGGGGCCAAGAAGAAGGCGCGGAAGGAGGCUGCGCUGGCGGCCCAAGCCGAGGUGGAGGUAGAGGAGGUCCCCAACACGGUCCUCAUCUGCAUGGUGAUUCUGCUCAACAUCGGCCUGGCCAUCCUCUUCGUUCACCUCUUGACCUGA